This is a messenger RNA of Drosophila pseudoobscura, 2701 nucleotides long. RefSeq names its product elongation of very long chain fatty acids protein 7. The record is from RefSeq and is a predicted model, not a curated record. Gene Ontology annotation, biological process: fatty acid elongation, polyunsaturated fatty acid; very long-chain fatty acid biosynthetic process; fatty acid elongation, monounsaturated fatty acid. The coding region runs from base 1033 to 2046 and encodes 337 amino acids. Lineage: Eukaryota; Metazoa; Arthropoda; Insecta; Diptera; Drosophilidae. Gene Ontology annotation, molecular function: fatty acid elongase activity. The transcript has 6 exons. Gene Ontology annotation, cellular component: endoplasmic reticulum membrane.
CGCAAUUCCCUUGAUACAUUGCUAAAUGUGUGCCAAAGCACUUAUCAUAUCUAAACCCCAAAGACGUUAUUCAAUUCUCAGUGCAUUGACCCAUUAAAGAGCAGAAUUCACCCACUAAUACACGAGCAUCACCAAGCAGCAGCACGACAGCGGCAGCAACUUCAAAGUUGAAUGCCAUACGGAACAUGCUCAAAAUUAAGCGAAUAGAUGAACAAAAAACGAACCCACUGGGCCACACGGAUAGACACGAACAGACACGCAUAGACACGCACACACAGGUGCCGGUACAGUCGCAGACAAUUGCAUGCAGUGCGGCGCUGAGCUGCUCAAACGAACUCAACGAAACUUCCGUUGUUCUGUGCGAAGCCUCAGUGUUCGUCAAGUUUCCGAUGUCGAUGUCGAAGUCGAAGUCGGAGAGGUGCUUGUGUAUGGGUUUUGGUGUGGGAUGGUAUGGGUAUUAGUGUUGUUGCUAAGUAUUUUGCACAAGCUCAGGCGUCGUGAUCGGCAACUGCUGCCUGCUGCCUUCUGCUGCUGCUGCUGCCACUACUGCUGCUGCUGCUGCUGCCGCUCGGUCGACAGCGACGCGAAAAAGUUACUUUAUCUUGUGAUUGCCGAGAAGUUUUAGAUUCAGUUGAGCAUAAACAUUCCUACGGUGUGGUGGUAGAAUCAGCCAAGUCUGCGCGUCGAACGACUAAGCUAAGCCAUUUAGUAUACUACAAUUUAGUAUGAACAAUUUGUGAAGCGAUCUUCAUCGUUGAAAAGUGUUUUUGGAAAGUGCCACAAGCUGCAGCUUCUACUCGAUCGAAGCUGAAAGCCAAACGAGCCAAAGCUCCACGAACUCCAAAGCAAAAAUCGAAAGUGUUUUUUCCGCUUGAGCGCAGCAUGAGAAAUCCUGCGGCAAGCCUUUGACAGAGAGCCUAACGAAACCGAAACCUGGUCAAAUCUAUACAGAACGAAGCUGAGCUGAGAGUGUUUGCAGCUUAAGUAACUCAUUCAGCAGAUUGCCCAGACCCCCAAAAACAAAGGAGAAACAUGACGAUGAACUACCAUUACUACAAUGCCAGCUCGCGCUACGAAAUGGUCGUGGAGAUAGCCAAUAUCGCGCUGGACGAGUUCAAGACCCAUCAUACCUCACGCAACUACACGGGCCUGGUGCAGCGCUACUACCAAUUGGUGGAAGAGGAUUAUGGCGAUCCGCGUGCGGAACGCUUCCACCUGAUGGACCAUCCGAUGUUCACCUUCGGCCUGGUGGCCAUCUACCUCUCCUGGGUGCUCGUCCUGGGGCCCCUCUUCAUGCGCGACCGCAAGCCCUUCCAGCUCCGCCGCACCCUGGUCAUCUACAACGCCUUCCAGGUGGCCCUCAGCGGCUACAUGUUCUACGAGCACUUAAUGGCCGGCUGGCUGAACUACAAUCUGAAGUGCCAACCGGUUGACUACUCGGAUGGUCCCAUGUCCAAGCGGAUGCUCAACCUGUGCUACAUCUACUACCUGUCCAAGCUGACGGAAUUCGCCGACACCGUGUUCUUUGUGCUGCGCAAGAAAUCCUCACAGAUCACCUGGCUGCAUGUGUACCAUCACUCGGUGACGCCGCUGGAGACCUGGGUCCUGGUCAAGUUCCUUGCAGGUGGAAAUGCCACAUUCCCCAAUCUGCUGAACAACUUUGUGCAUGUGUGCAUGUACUUCUAUUACAUGAUGUCCGCCAUGGGACCCGAGUACGCCAAGUUCCUGUGGUGGAAGAAAUACAUGACCGAGCUGCAGAUCGCCCAGUUCGUGCUGUGCAUCUUCCAUACGUUACGCGCCCUCUUCAGCAACCAGUGCCAGUUCUCGAAGUUCAUCUCGGCCCUCCUUCUGCUGAAUGCCUCCAUAUUCUUCUGCCUCUUCAUGAACUUCUACAUGCAGAGCUACAAGAAGUCCAAGGCCCAGCAGGCGCUACAGCAGCAGCAGCAGCAGGAGAAGCUCACGGCAGCCCAGGAGGAGGCCUCGAAGGCAGACAGCAACAACAAUAACCAUAUGGAGAUGCUGACACAGAAGCUGAAGGCCCACUAGAAUAGGAGAGGAAGUGCUUCCACGGAUUGCUCGAAAAGGGAACAAAAAUUUUUUGCAUACUCGUAAACUGGACAAAUUGGUGUUGGCAACAGAUCAAACGUUGGAAGUAGUUUUGGUACAAAGGUUUUAACUUACGCUAAGCUUAAGCUUAAGAGCCAUAAAUGCACAGAUAGACAGACGCACACGGAUAGUUAGGAAGUCCAGCCAGACAGCCAAACAGCCAGAAGAAGAGCCACCUCUUUACGGGGCGUAUGAGGAAUUCAAUUAUUCUUCUCCGUCCGGUCAUGCGUCCGCUGAAGAGAAUGCCCCUCUGGUAAGCAGUCGUAACUGUAUUCGUAAUGUGAACUGUAUAAGAAACUGGGUCAAUUUUCGAGAUCUGCCUAAGCUGUAAGUCACCUAAUUCUAGAACCUCACGAACGUAGCGUAGUUUUUAAUCGAACUCUGCGCUACCCCCGAUAGUGCCUAAGUAAGUGUUAAUUGUAAUUGUGUAUAGACGAUUUGUAAAUAGCCUGUUAAAUGUUAAAUAUUUGUAGUCCGCUAAGCCCUCUAGCCUAAGCAAACUAGUCUAACUUACAACAUGCGCGCAACUCAAUACUGAGGAGCACGACUAUAAAGCGAAGACAAAUAAAAGCGAAGAAAAGAUACAUUUCAAUAA